Molecule: messenger RNA, 2289 nt
Organism: Orycteropus afer afer
Lineage: Eukaryota; Metazoa; Chordata; Mammalia; Tubulidentata; Orycteropodidae
Gene: DNAJB4
Product: DnaJ heat shock protein family (Hsp40) member B4
Cellular component (GO): cytosol
Molecular function (GO): protein-folding chaperone binding
Source: RefSeq, a predicted model, not a curated record
GGGAAGGAAUUAAAUACAGAAACGCUGUCUGCUUGCUGCCGUAAGACAACUAGAGAAUUGCUGAUUUGCUUUAACUUUUAAAAUACCCAGCUUGGUUAUUUUUCUUAGAAUCAUUGUAUUGCUAAGACUGGGGACGCUGUUUUUUUUUUUUUUUUUUACAAAGGGAAAUCUAAGUUCAUUUCAAGGCAUUCGAAAUGGGGAAAGACUAUUACUGCAUUUUGGGAAUUGAAAAAGGAGCUUCAGAUGAAGAUAUUAAAAAGGCUUACCGAAAACAAGCCCUCAAAUUUCAUCCAGACAAGAACAAAUCUCCUCAAGCAGAGGAAAAAUUUAAAGAGGUCGCAGAAGCUUAUGAAGUAUUGAGUGAUCCUAAAAAGAGAGAAAUAUAUGAUCAGUUUGGGGAAGAGGGGUUAAAAGGAGGAGCCGGAGGUACUGAUGGCCAAGGUGGUACCUUCCGGUACACCUUUCAUGGUGAUCCUCAUGCCACAUUUGCAGCAUUUUUUGGAGGUUCAAACCCCUUUGAAAUUUUCUUUGGAAGACGAAUGGCUGGUGGUAGAGAUUCUGAAGAUAUGGAAGUAGAUGGGGACCCUUUUAGUGCCUUUGGAUUCAGCAUGAAUGGAUAUCCAAGAGACAGGAAUUCUGUGGGACCAUCCCGCCUCAAACAAGAUCCUCCAGUUAUUCAUGAACUUAGAGUAUCACUUGAAGAGAUAUAUAGUGGUUGUACCAAACGGAUGAAGAUUUCUCGGAAAAGGUUAAACCCCGAUGGGAGGAGUUAUAGAUCUGAGGACAAAAUUCUCACCAUUGAGAUUAAAAAAGGAUGGAAAGAAGGCACCAAAAUUACUUUUCCAAGAGAAGGAGAUGAAACACCCAACAGUAUUCCAGCAGACAUCGUUUUUAUCAUUAAAGAUAAAGAUCACCCCAAAUUUAAAAGAGAUGGGUCAAAUAUCAUUUAUAAUGCUAAAAUUAGUUUACGAGAGGCAUUGUGUGGCUGCUCAAUUAAUGUACCAACAAUAGAUGGAAGAACCAUACCUAUGUCAUUAAAUGAUAUUGUGAAGCCUGGAAUGAGGAGAAGAAUUAUCGGGUAUGGCCUGCCAUUUCCAAAAAAUCCUGACCAACGUGGUGACCUUCUAAUAGAAUUUGAGGUGUCCUUUCCAGAUACUAUAUCCUCAUCAUCCAAAGAAGUACUUAGGAAACAUCUUCCUGCCUCAUAGAGUGAAGAACUUUGUUACCCAUAUUUUGACAAGGCACUGAAAAUACAAAAGGACUGGCUGUUUACUGAUAUAGAUGUGAAUUCUGUAUAAAGAUGUGUAAAUUCUUUUGAAGGCUCAUUACAUUGCAUGAAUAGAGACGGGUCAAAUAAAUAGGCAAAAGGGAUUUUACAGUUAAAAAUUAAGAGAAAACCACUCAUUGUAUUUAAUUUCAUUUUUCUCAAAUUAGAAAUUUUUAAUAUUUUGCUUACAUAUACAAGUUUAUUGUUUUUGUGGAGUCAGGAUAUGUAUUUCCAUAUAUGUUUUCAAUAAAGUACUAGACUAUCCAAGUACUUUAUUUCUUAUAUCUUUAGAUUAUCAGCAAGAUAGGUUCCCAUUUAUAAUGGAAAUUAUAGUUCUUAACUAAAUUAUACAUAUGUAUUUUAAGAGAAGAUUAAAAACCUAAGUAAUUUGGAAAUGUGGUUAACUACAUUUAAUAAACUUUUAAAAUGCUGCUGUAGGGCUAGUACCCAAUAAAAGAAUAUCCUGAUGCAUAUGUUUCACCAUUUUGAUUUUUAAAGUAUGCUGUAGCAUUUCAUAAUAACAUAAUUGCAACAUUCAUAAUGUAGGUCUUUUCUUCAUAAAAAGGAAAUUAAUGGAAACUUAUCUCCUAUGGAAAUCCCAGUUGCCUGAAUUACUGAUAUUUUAGAAAUAGGCUGUUUUUAAAAUGCCAUAUGUACUUUUAUGCAAGUUGACUAUAUAUCUUGGACUUAAUAAAUUACAGGUUCAUUUUAUUGUCUUCUAAUAUAAAAUAAUUUGUGUAACAAUGAAUGUGUUUUUAGAGGAAAUGCUGUUAUUUGGAAUUAAUUUUCCAAUUACAGUCUUCUUUAACUUACUCAUAACAUGCUGUAUGUACCUUAUGCAAUUUCCCUAAAAGGAAUAAACUACCAGUAUGGUCUUAAACCAAAAUAUGGGAAAAAUAAACACUAACUGCUGCUUAUGGAUAAUGUUGCUACUACUUGUUAUGCAUAUAAAUAUUUUACUUUUUCAUAUGUAUAGAUUGCAUUUCUUAGGUGUUUUAAUUUUUUUAAAUAUAUUUACGUUU